AUGGACAUGGAUACUGCAACUACUACCGCUCGCCCGGAAAAGGCCCAUGGCUCAAGACUGGGUUACUUGGCGGACAAGAUCGCUGUCAAAUCAGAGCCUGGGUUGACCAGCGCUCAGCUGAUGCUGACGAACCAUGAUCUCAAACCAGUCGAACCCGAGAGACGGCAAUGGGGACCUUGGAACUUCGUCGCUUUCUGGGUCGCUGACUCCUUCAACGUCAACACAUGGAUGAUUUCGUCCUCCAUGAUUGUGGGUGGUCUUUCUUGGUGGCAGUCUUGGCUCUGUGUCUGGAUCGGCUACGCCAUUGCUGGAUGCUUCAUCUGCAUGACUGGUCGCAUCGGUGCAGUGUACCAUAUUGGUUUCCCCGUCGUCAACAGAUCAUCUUUCGGGAUCUGGGGAAGUUUGUGGCCUGUUUUUAACCGUGCUGCCAUGGCUUGUGUUUGGUACGGUGUCCAGGCCUAUAUCGGCGGCCACUGCGUUUACCUGAUGAUCCGUUCCAUCUGGAAGUCUUGGGACCGAGAGACGAUUCCGAACACUUUCUCUGCAUCUUCCGGCACUACCACCGCUGACUGGGUGUCUUUCUUCCUCUUCUGGGUGCUGUCGUUGCCCGCCAUCUGGUUUCCCGUUCACAAGAUCCGACACUUGUUUACAGUCAAGUCGUACAUCGUCCCAUGCGCUGGAAUCGCCUUCAUGAUCUGGGCCAUUGUCCGCGCCGGCGGCAUCGGUCCGAUCGUUCGUCAGCCCGCAAAGCUUCACGGCAGCGACUUGGCCUGGGAAUUCGUCAAGGGCGUCAUGUCGUCCAUCGCCAACUUCGCAACCCUCAUCGUCAACGAUCCCGAUUUCUCCCGUUUUUCCAAGAAGCCGAACGAUGCUCUCUGGUCUCAGCUCUUCACGAUUCCCAUCGGCUUUGCCUUCACCUCAUUCAUCGGCAUUAUGGUGUCUUCUUCCUCGGCAGUCAUCUACGGUGAGGAGAUUUGGGACCCCCUCAAGCUCCUCGAGAGAUUCAUCGACGAUGGCGGUUCCGCCCAGCGAUUCGGUGUGUUCGUCAUCGCUUUUGCGUUUGCUCUUGCCCAACUCGGAACCAAUAUUGCCGCCAACUCCGUUUCCGCAGGUACCGAUAUGACAGCUCUGCUGCCCCGGUACUUGAGCAUUCGUCGCGGUGGAUACAUUUGCGCCGCAAUCGGUCUGGCCAUGUGCCCGUACACCCUGCUCACAGAUUCCAACAAAUUCACUACCUACCUUUCGGCGUACAGCGUCUUCCUGAGCUCCAUCGCAGGUGUCAUGUGCUCUGACUACUACGUCGUCAGAAAGGGGUACCUCGAAAUCAGAGAGUUGUACGAUGCGCGCAAGACCGGCCCGUACUUCUUCACCUACGGCUUCCACUGGCGCGGGUACGCCGCCUACAUUGCCGGAAUCUUGCCCAAUGUGGUUGGAUUCGUCGGUGCGAUUGGCGUCGAUGUCCCUGUCGGCGCGACAUACAUCUACAAUCUCAACUUCUUCGCUGGGUUCAUCGUUUCUGGUGGCGUGUAUUGGGGUCUCUGCAAGAUCUCUCCUAUCCCCGCUACUAGCGACAAGUGGAUGGAGGUCGGAGAGGAGAUUGAUGACAUCCGCGUCGCAUACGACGCUGGUAGUAGCCAGGACUACGACGAGGAGAGAGUUCUUGGCCCCUCCAAGGGCAUUGAUGAUGGAGCUAAGCAUGUUUGA
Colletotrichum paranaense is the source of this 1704-nucleotide messenger RNA. RefSeq lists its product as uncharacterized. The transcript has 5 exons. Gene Ontology annotation, cellular component: plasma membrane. Gene Ontology annotation, biological process: transmembrane transport; nucleobase transport. NCBI's taxonomy places the organism in Eukaryota, Fungi, Ascomycota, Sordariomycetes, Glomerellales, Glomerellaceae. The record is from RefSeq and is a predicted model, not a curated record. Gene Ontology annotation, molecular function: nucleobase transmembrane transporter activity. The coding region runs from base 1 to 1704 and encodes 567 amino acids.